This is a messenger RNA of Naegleria lovaniensis, 414 nucleotides long. RefSeq lists its product as uncharacterized. The record is from RefSeq and is a predicted model, not a curated record. NCBI's taxonomy places the organism in Eukaryota, Heterolobosea, Eutetramitea, Acrasida, Naegleriidae. The transcript has a single exon. The coding region runs from base 1 to 414 and encodes 137 amino acids.
AUGCAUUCAUCCAAUUCUCAGCGGAGAAAUCAUCCUCGUUCAUCUCAACAAUUUCAUUCAAGCCAACAGGAUGAAUUGGAACAAAUUGUAUCCUCAGAGGAUGAGAACGAAAUUUACACGACUGCUGAUACCAAUGACAACUCUCAAUAUUCAAAUAAUAAUAGAACCACCAAUCCCGAAUCUAAAUCUUUAUGGAAAAUAUUUUGGUACAUUUGUGUGAGUUUGUUUGGCAGCUAUAUUAUUUUCGGAUCUAGAUUUUCACCCAUUAGAUAUUUAAUAGAAAAAUUAUUUUCUAAAAGAGCCAACAGAGAUGAUACAAAUUCCAUGAAUUUUUCUUCGGCAAAGGAAAACAGCUCUCCUUCAUUCUUUGAUCGAUUAUUUACGAGCCCUUUUUUGAUGACGAUGAGAGAGUGA